Carica papaya (papaya) is the source of this 1598-nucleotide messenger RNA. RefSeq lists its product as uncharacterized. Gene Ontology annotation, molecular function: protein-folding chaperone binding. The record is from RefSeq and is a predicted model, not a curated record. NCBI's taxonomy places the organism in Eukaryota, Viridiplantae, Streptophyta, Magnoliopsida, Brassicales, Caricaceae. Gene Ontology annotation, cellular component: cytosol.
UGCAGAUGCCAAGUAAACGCCACGCCUUUGCGCGUUUAGCUUGACAUGAUUCUACCCAAACCGGCCCAAUCGCCGGCAUUUCUGCACAUUCAUCCGCUUCACUCCUCCACACUUAACUUAACUUGAACGUUAUAACAAUUACCCCACCCUUAAUUCUCUUGGGUUUUAUUUUUGUUUUCUUUGAUUUUGAUUUAAAGAACAUUAGUCGAUCGGUGAAAUUUCUGGUGUUGAAAGAAGAAGAAGAAGAAGAAGAAGAAGAAGAAGAAGAAUGGGGGUAGAUUACUACAAGGUGCUGAAAGUGAGUAAGGACGCGAGCGAGGAGGACUUGAAGAGAUCCUACAAGAGACUCGCCAUGAAGUGGCAUCCUGAUAAGAACCCACUGGACAAGAAGGCAGCUGAGGCCAAUUUCAAGCAAAUUUCAGAGGCCUACGACGUCCUCAGCGAUCCCCAGAAGCGUCAGAUCUACGAUCUCUACGGCGAGGAGGGCCUCCUCUCCUCUGAUUUCUCCCCCUCCGCCGCUAAUGGCACCGGAAACCCGGCCUUUCGCUUCGACCCACGGGACGCCGAGGACAUCUUUGCCGAGUUCUUCGGCGGAUCCGACGCUCGAGCCGGCGGCGGGAGCGGGAGGACCCGCGGCGGCAGUGGAGGCGGAUAUGGACGUAGUGUUCAUGGGAAUGGGAAUGGGAAUGGUAAUCGUAAUAGGGACGUGGGGAGUCAAGGAAACAAGAAACCGCCGGCGAUAGAGAGCAAGUUGUCGUGCAGUUUAGAGGAGCUUUACAAAGGUGGCAGGAGAAAAAUGCGGAUCUCUCGUUUCGUUCCAGAUGAAUUUGGCAAGCCAAAAACUGUUGAGGAAAUCUUGAAGAUAGAUCUUAAGCCCGGAUGGAAGAAGGGCACAAAGAUCACUUUCCCAGAGAAGGGAAACCAAGAACCCGGCACCAUCCCUGCUGAUCUUAUAUUCGUGGUGGAUGAGAAACCACAUCCUGUUUUCAAAAGGGAUGGGAAUGAUUUGAUUGUAAAUCAAAGUAUCUCACUUUUGGAGGCCUUAACAGGGCAGACCCUUAAUUUGACGACCUUGGAUGGAAGGAAUCUCACGAUCCCAGUGGUAGAUAUCGUGAAACCGGGUUGUGAAUUGAUCAUCCCAAAUGAAGGAAUGCCUAUUUCCAAAGAUCCCAGCAAGAAGGGAAAGCUUAAAAUCAAGUUUGAAGUUGUGUUUCCAUCAAGGCUCACCACAGAACAGAAAUCUGAUCUGAAGAGAGUGCUCGGUUGAGCUGAUAAUAAACCAGUUUUGAGUUAAAUGCUGGAGGCCACAGCUAUGCCUUAACACAGAUGAUAUGUAAGUCAAUCCAGUGUAAAUAUUUACAUCUAAGUUGUUGACUAUUUGUUCAUAGUAGGAAGAAAGUUGGAAGUGUGCUGCAAAUGGAUGUUGGCUGUUAAUUCUCUUGGAGUCUAUCAUCCUCAAAUAUUGCCUUUAGCAGCUGGAAGGUUGACUUUUUCCGUUGAAUUGUGCAUACUGCUAGUUAUUUGAUUGUAGUAGUUUGAUUUGAGUUAAAUAAGGAACUUUCUUGUUUCUUACCCACACUGAAACAUUUGAACUCUGA